Molecule: messenger RNA, 1485 nt
Organism: Pollicipes pollicipes
Lineage: Eukaryota; Metazoa; Arthropoda; Thecostraca; Pollicipedomorpha; Pollicipedidae
Gene: Rap1
Product: RAS oncogene family member Rap1
Exons: 6
Coding region: 213-770 (185 amino acids)
Biological process (GO): Rap protein signal transduction
Cellular component (GO): membrane
Molecular function (GO): GTPase activity; GTP binding
Source: RefSeq, a predicted model, not a curated record
GCCAUUUUGAUCCGUUUAUUCUCUGUAUUGUGCGUGCCGUGGGCGGAGGGUGGCCGUGGUCAGCGGGAGCCGUCGUACGGCACAUACCCAGCUGAGAUUGAAAGGAGGCGACUGUGCGACUGCGAACGUCCGCGGGUGACGCUGACCGCGCGCGGCGCGCCAGGAACGAACCUCGCCCGACUGCUGUCCCCGCGGCCGACAGGUAACCGACCAUGAGGGAGUACAAGAUUGUGGUGCUGGGUUCGGGCGGCGUGGGCAAGUCGGCGCUCACCGUACAGUUCGUGCAGGGCAUCUUCGUGGAGAAGUACGACCCAACCAUCGAGGACUCGUACCGCAAACAGGUGGAGGUGGAAGGCCAGCAGUGCAUGCUCGAGAUCCUCGACACGGCUGGCACGGAGCAAUUCACGGCGAUGCGUGACCUGUACAUGAAGAACGGUCAGGGCUUCGUGCUGGUCUACUCCAUCACUGCCCAGUCGACCUUCAACGACCUGCAAGAUCUGCGUGAGCAAAUCCUUCGAGUCAAGGACACCGAUGACGUACCGAUGAUCCUGGUGGGCAACAAGUGCGACCUGGAGGACGAGCGUGUGGUUGGCAAGGACCAGGGCCUCAACCUGGCCCGCCAGUUCAACAACUGCGCCUUCCUCGAGUCGUCGGCCAAGUCCAAGAUCAACGUCAACGAGAUCUUUUACGACCUCGUGCGGCAAAUCAACCGCAAGUCGCCAGAGAAGAAGAAGCAGAAGAGCAAACGGAGCAAGUGCUGCCUGUUUUAACUGCCGCUGUGUCGCGAGUGCAAACAAAGACGGCGGGCGCGGGCCGCGCGGUGCCAGGGAUCUCUCGCCGGCGGGGAGGCUGAGGGACGACCAAAGACGGAGUCCGCCCACAGGGCGGCCGCAGCACGGCCGCAGUGCGCUUGCUGGCUGGGGGUAGGCGGCUGCCGAACGCUGUUGAUGUUUAUGUGGCCACCCAGGUCGGCGCCGACGGCGGGCAAACGCAGCGCGGCCAACGCGGAGCUCGACCCCGCGCCCGACUGCGUGCGCGUGCGUGCGUUUGUGGUGCGAGGGCGUGUUGCUACUCCAUUUACGCUUUCUGUAUAAUUCUCUACGUGCGUGUUGCCGCCUUCCAUGUCGCCUUCCGAUGGCGUCGCUCAUCGCCCGGGCGACCGCAGCGUCUCUGGCGGCUGCGUCCCGAAUGUGCGGCGCGGAUCGUCCGCGACGCCCGCCACACCCCGCCCUGUCCAAUUCGAGAUCCCAGCGCGGCUGGGGCGCAGAAUGUCGCGUGAUGUUGGCGCCGCGUAUGUAUAUUAUUUCCAUGGACUCAUUAUCAUGGAGCGGCCGGCGCGCGGGUGCCCGCGCGCACGCCGCUCGGCCCUGGAGAAGUGCGCCAGCCUGUCGCGGCCCGCUCGUCUACGCCUACAUAGCUCGUAAUGGCGCGACUCGUCCAUGUAUCUGAAUAGUUUUCGCUCGGAAUAAAGUACGGUUAAUCUCG